CGAAGCAAGCAAGGCGACCCAAAACUUUUGAGAGAGAGAGAGAGCGAUGGGAGGACAUGGAGCGAUAGAGGUGGCCAAGACGGUGAUGGAGGUUGCCGACGUGGCGUGGACCGCCAUGGAACACGGCCGCCAUCACCUCCACCACGACGACCACGAGGGGACCAAGUGUGGGGUUUCCGACGAAGAACUGGAGGCUCUGCGGGCGGAGAAUCGGCGGCUGAGGAACUCGCUGGAGCAGAAUCUCAAGCUGCUUCAGAACCUGUCCGAGUCGCCUGCGGUGUUGGACGAUUGCCCUCCUGAUCUGCAUGCUCGGUUAGUGGCGACGGUGGAAUCGAACAGCUUCUUGACUCGAAUCGAAGCUCUUCAGAAGGAAUCCAUUGAUGAAUAUCAGUUUCCUUUCAAGCCAGCCACAGAAAGCGAUUUGGAGAAAGCUGAAGUUCUAAUCAAAAUCGACAAUGAAGAACCCAGUUGGUGGGUGUGGAUCACGGAUGACAUGAUUCCAGGUAAAGUCGAGGAGAGGAGUGGGAUUGACAAUGAGAACUAUGUUGUUGUUAGUGAGGAGCAUGUGGUGGAUGGGGUUGCCAAUUUUAUGGCUAAGUGUAUUGUGUCAAACCCCAAAGCUCGGAAUUUGACGCCGGAGGAGCUGCAGAAAAUUGUAGCUAAAGCAAUGGGUGGUGUCAGCAAAUUGGAGAAGGUAUUGGGUAUUUGGCAUGCGGGGAAGUUGUUCUAUGCGUUGUCCACCUGGGGACUUGCUCUAGCCGGAUUGUAUAGGAGCCGUGCGGUAUUAAAAUUUGCCGCAAUGGGGCUGCACACAAGCAGCAAAGUGAUUAUGAGAGCAAUGUGAGGCAGGGAGCCGCAAAAAACUCAGAUUGGAACUGUACAAUAGCGUCACGCCUGUUUAUAAGAAUUCCCGUUCGAUGUAAAUAAUUGUAAAUAAUGCUUGAUCUUGUGUUUGUGCUAUGUUUUCAUUGAAUGAUUUAUUGUAUUGAACCAUGGAUUGUUUCCACAUGUUGUAUAUGGCGAACCCAUGCCAGAUGAUAUGUUCACCGGAAAGAGUCGUUUUCUAAAUGCUUAUUGAACAAUUUUCGGUGACGAA
Molecule: messenger RNA, 1096 nt
Organism: Pyrus x bretschneideri (Chinese white pear)
Lineage: Eukaryota; Viridiplantae; Streptophyta; Magnoliopsida; Rosales; Rosaceae
Exons: 6
Coding region: 47-844 (265 amino acids)
Source: RefSeq, a predicted model, not a curated record